AUGUGGAACCUGGACCUUUGCGAGCUCAGCAAAGUUUGGAGUCCCCGCCCAGGGGCCAAAGGCACUUUUCGGGAGCAUGCCUACGUCUUGUCGCGCCCAGGACGCCCGCGCGGCCCCCUCCCAGCGCAGCCCCUUCCUCAGACGCCCGCGCGGCCCCCUCCCAGCGCAGCCCCUUCCUCAGACGCCCGCGCGGCCCCCUCCCAGCGCAGCCCCUUCCUCAGACGCCCGCGCGGCCCCCUCCCAGCGCAGCCCCUUCCUCAGACGCCCGCGCGGCCCCCUCCCAGCGCAGCCCCUUCCUCAGACGCCCGCGCGGCCCCCUCCCAGCGCAGCCCCUUCCUCAGACGCCCGCGCGGCCCCCUCCCAGCGCAGCCCCUUCCUCAGACGCCCGCGCGGCCCCCUCCCAGCGCAGCCCCUUCCUCAGACGCCCGCGCGGCCCCCUCCCAGCGCAGCCCCUUCCUCAGACGCCCGCGCGGCCCCCUCCCAGCGCAGCCCCUUCCUCAGACGCCCGCGCGGCCCCCUCCCAGCGCAGCCCCUUCCUCAGACGCCCGCGCGGCCCCCUCCCAGCGCAGCCCCUUCCUCAGACGCCCGCGCGGCCCCCUCCCAGCGCAGCCCCUUCCUCAGACGCCCGCGCGGCCCCCUCCCAGCGCAGCCCCUUCCUCAGACGCCCGCGCGGCCCCCUCCCAGCGCAGCCCCUUCCUCAGACGCCCGCGCGGCCCCCUCCCAGCGCAGCCCCUUCCUCAGACGCCCGCGCGGCCCCCUCCCACCGCAGCCCCUUCCUCAGACGCCCGCGCGGCCCCCUCCCACCGCAGCCCCUUCCUCAGACGCCCGCGCGGCCCCCUCCCACCGCAGCCCCUUCCUCAGACGCCCGCGCGGCCCCCUCCCAGCGCAGCCCCUUCCUCAGACGCCCGCGCGGCCCCCUCCCAGCGCAGCCCCUUCCUCAGACGCCCGCGCGGCCCCCUCCCAGCGCAGCCCCUUCCUCAGACGCCCGCGCGGCCCCCUCCCAGCGCAGCCCCUUCCUCAGACGCCCGCGCGGCCCCCUCCCAGCGCAGCCCCUUCCUCAGACGCCCGCGCGGCCCCCUCCCAGCGCAGCCCCUUCCUCAGACGCCCGCGCGGCCCCCUCCCACCGCAGCCCCUUCCUCAGACGCCCGCGCGGCCCCCUCCCACCGCAGCCCCUUCCUCAGACGCCCGCGCGGCCCCCUCCCAGCGCAGCCCCUUCCUCAGACGCCCGCGCGGCCCCCUCCCAGCGCAGCCCCUUCCUCAGACGCCCGCGCGGCCCCCUCCCAGCGCAGCCCCUUCCUCAGACGCCCGCGCGGCCCCCUCCCAGCGCAGCCCCUUCCUCAGACGCCCGCGCGGCCCCCUCCCAGCGCAGCCCCUUCCUCAGACGCCCGCGCGGCCCCCUCCCAGCGCAGCCCCUUCCUCAGACGCCCGCGCGGCCCCCUCCCAGCGCAGCCCCUUCCUCAGACGCCCGCGCGGCCCCCUCCCACCGCAGCCCCUUCCUCAGACGCCCGCGCGGCCCCCUCCCAGCGCAGCCCCUUCCUCAGACGCCCGCGCGGCCCCCUCCCAGCGCAGCCCCUUCCUCAGACGCCCGCGCGGCCCCCUCCCAGCGCAGCCCCUUCCUCAGACGCCCGCGCGGCCCCCUCCCAGCGCAGCCCCUUCCUCAGACGCCCGCGCGGCCCCCUCCCAGCGCAGCCCCUUCCUCAGACGCCCGCGCGGCCCCCUCCCAGCGCAGCCCCUUCCUCAGACGCCCGCGCGGCCCCCUCCCAGCGCAGCCCCUUCCUCAGACGCCCGCGCGGCCCCCUCCCACCGCAGCCCCUUCCUCAGACGCCCGCGCGGCCCCCUCCCACCGCAGCCCCUUCCUCAGACGCCCGCGCGGCCCCCUCCCAGCGCAGCCCCUUCCUCAGACGCCCGCGCGGCCCCCUCCCACCGCAGCCCCUUCCUCAGAUGCCCGCGUGGCUCCCUUUCACCGCCUUUACGGGAGUGUGA
Loxodonta africana (African savanna elephant) is the source of this 1983-nucleotide messenger RNA. Its product is annotated as basic proline-rich protein-like. The record is from RefSeq and is a predicted model, not a curated record. NCBI's taxonomy places the organism in Eukaryota, Metazoa, Chordata, Mammalia, Proboscidea, Elephantidae. The coding region runs from base 1 to 1983 and encodes 660 amino acids. The transcript is spliced from 2 exons.